This is a messenger RNA of Lentinula edodes (shiitake mushroom), 588 nucleotides long. RefSeq lists its product as uncharacterized. The transcript has 2 exons. The record is from RefSeq and is a predicted model, not a curated record. Lineage: Eukaryota; Fungi; Basidiomycota; Agaricomycetes; Agaricales; Omphalotaceae. The coding region runs from base 1 to 588 and encodes 195 amino acids.
AUGUCUUCCGAGCUUGCUUCUUCCACCGCAACGUAUUCAUCUUCACAGAUGGGGGUUUCAAGCCAGGCUAGUCUCAUGAACAAAUUUCUUUCUUUCUUGUUGAAGCUCCUACCUGAUCCUGGUCAUCCGCAUGGUCCCGACGGUCCUGCAUCACGUCUAUUUAGUGUGUUUGCGGAUAGGACACGCGAAGAGGCAUUUAUUGAAUUGAGCAUCAUUCUCGGGUUCACGAUACUCAUUAGUUGCACCUAUAAAGUGCUCUGCUAUAUGACGACGCAAACGUAUUCUUGGAUGUCCGGAUACUUUCCGUGGACCACCCGACUCGUUGUCCUUGCGCAGCGAGAGAAGGCCGUUGCACAGAAGGAGGUCAUGAUUGUGCAACAGACUCGAACUCUUCAGUUGGACGUCAAGAUUGCGCUUUACAAGUGUCUUGCUGGAGUUCUUGAGCGUUCCGCGGCAACUGCUCGAGACAGAACCAGCGACCUCGAGAUGGAAAAGGAAUUAUUUGUGGAAGAGCUUAUAAGGGAUGUUCGUGAUAAUUCAGGACAGCUCUCGGCUAUGCGUCGUACGACCGCCACCAAUGAGGAAUAG